CUCUGUCUCUCUCUGUCUCUCUCUCUCUCUCUCUCUCAGUGGUGUGUGGUGGACGAGCUGGCGAAGUUACCCAGUUUGGUUCAGUUUUCGUGUCGUGGCAACCGACUGGUGAGCAGCGAUGGAAACAACAGAACAGCCAAUCAGAUGCUCAUCGCCAAACUGGGACGACUGGUCGUCCUGAACAGCUGUGAGAUCCGCCCUGAUGACAGGAGGGGGGCGGAGCUCGACUACAUCAAGAUGUUUGGGGAGGAGUGGCUGAAGGCGGGCGGGGGGACUCAGCCCAGCAGCCAGUUCAUCUGCCAGCACCCUCGUUACCUGAGCAUCAUCGACAAGUACGGAGCUCCAGAGGAAGGCGAGCUAAAGAAGCCGGAGCCGUUUGCCCUGAAGAAUCAGCUGUUAAAGAUCGUGUUCGUGUUUCCUGAUGACGCCGAGCGGAAACCAAUCGAGAAGAAACUUCCAGACUCCAUGGUGGUGCAGAAGGUGAAGGGACUCCUGUACCGGCUGCUGAAGGUUCCUGCAGCAGAUCUGAAGCUCACCUACACCAGCCCCAAGAAUGUGGGGACAGAGUUUGAGAUCGACAGCGACCUGAAGACUCUACAGUUUUACUCCAUAGAGGACGGAGACCAGGUGUUGGUGCGCUGGUCCUGAUCCGGACCAGGAGGCGAAGGACGAGCCUGGUCCACAGCAGAGACAGAACUUCAGCUGCUUCUGUGUCAGACUGAGAUGUAGCAGCAGGCUGCGGACGCUUGCUGGAGAGGACUCAGAGAGGUGGAUUCACUUCAGAGUGACGCUCAGACUGUUUAACGCCUGUUUCAGAAAUUAUACCGCUCGCGAAGCAAAUCCAGGAUGACACAUGUCAGUCUGUCCGCUUGGAUUUCCUUCAGGACUUCAUUUAGAAACAUCACAGAGGAAAUCUACAGCUGCACCAACAAGUUUAAGGAUUUAAUGAAUAAAUAGACCUUUCACACUUUUUGCUUUGGUUUGAGUCGGGGGCUUCAGCUGUAUAACCCGUGUCAGCAUUUCAGUGUAAUAAACUGUGUGAUAUAUUA
Micropterus dolomieu (smallmouth bass) is the source of this 1049-nucleotide messenger RNA. It is a transcript of the gene tbce, whose product is annotated as tubulin folding cofactor E. Gene Ontology annotation, molecular function: protein binding. The annotation marks the transcript as partial. NCBI's taxonomy places the organism in Eukaryota, Metazoa, Chordata, Actinopteri, Centrarchiformes, Centrarchidae. The record is from RefSeq and is a predicted model, not a curated record. The transcript is spliced from 6 exons.